AUGUAUGACCAUCUUGGCUUGCUGUCACCUAGAAACAGCACUAGUAGCAACAGUACCACUGAUACCAGUAUCAGUGAUAAUGUCACGGAUCCAACCAUGCAAAACACCGAGGAUGUAUUCUUCAGGAAAAGUAGACGUUCUUGGACCACAUACGAGCCGAAUUGGCUUGGGAUGAGUGUCACGACAGGUGAUGCAAACGACAUUGAUUCUAAUUUACAUCAAAUAGGGGGGAUAAGAAAUAAGGUGUCGAGUAGCGCUACUGACUCAACUAUUGUAGAAUUUCAGGAUGACCAAUACUGUAGUUUUGACUCUGAAAGGCCAUCAAAAGAUAUUCUCUCGGGGGCCGGUUCGAUUACAGGAGAACGUCAAUUUUGUGAUGCUGAAACCCAAACUGUCAAAAGGAAGAAAUCAAGAAGGCGAAUUGUAUUAUUGCUGCUCCUACUUCUGAUGCUAAUCAUAGGUGGCGCUGUUUUGAUUGGAUCGUAUUUCGGAAUAGUUUGGCCUAACGAUAGACAUCCAAACAACGAGACAACUACAACAUCAGAAGAACUGCCGACAACAGCACAAACGCGAUUGAACUCCCCUCAGCUAGUAUCAGUUGCCUCCCACAAACCAGACACCCCAACACCGGUCACAGUAUUGUCAUUUAUUUCUCAAUCGCCCCCAGUUACAACAAAAGUGACUUUUACAGAAGUUACUGAGACAGAGGUAUCGACAACAGCAAUAAAGGCAACAGAAGUACCAAUAACUACAGGUGCUACGACAGAAGUACAUACAAUAGUAACUACGACAGAUAUACCAACAUCCACCAUAACUACGACAGAACUACCAAAACUUACAGCAACUAAUACAGAAGUAACUACAACUAUAGUAUCUAUAACAGAAGUACCUACAACUAUGAUAACAUCAACAGAAGUACCUACAACUUUAUCAGCUACGACAGAAGUACCUAAAACUGCAAUAGUUACGACAGAAGUACCUACUACUGUAACUUCGACAAAGAUAUCCGCAACUACAGUAGCUACGACAGAGAUGCCAACAUCUUCAGUAAGUACGAACAAAGUACCUACAACUGAGGAAAUUACAACAGAAGUACCUACUACAGUAACUACAACAGAAGUAAAUGCUUCUGCAACUUCAACGGAGGUGCCCGCACCUACCGUACCUCAGACAGAAAUAUCUACAACUGCAGUAAAUGCAACGAAAGUACCUACAAUUGAAGUAAAUUUGACAAAAGUAGCUUCAAAUACAGUAACCAGUGCCGAAGUACCUACAACUACGGAAACGACGACAGAAACAGUAUCUACGACAGAACUUCUACCAACAACUUCAGGGGACACGAUGGAAGUAUCAACAAUUGCAGUAGCUACAACAGAAGUACAUACAUCUCAGGGAAUCAAGACAGAAAUAUCUACAACUGGAGUAACUACGUCACAAAUACCUUCUACUAUUACUUCGACAAAGACUCCCACAAAUACAGUAACUAUGACAGAAGUACAUACUACUGUUACUUCAACAGAGGUUCCAACAACGACAGUAAGUACGACAGAAGUGCCUUCAAGUGCAGUAACUAUGACAGAAGUACAAACUACUGUAACUUCAGCAGAGGUGCCCACAACAACAGUAAGUACGACAGAAGUGCCUACAACUGCAGUAACUACAACAGACGUACCUAAAACUGCAGUAAAUACGACGGAAGUGCAUACUACUAAAACUUCCAAAGAGGUGCAAACAACUUCAGUAAGUAUAUCAGAAGUACCUACAAUUGCAGAGACUACGACAGAAGUACUUACAACAGCAGUACUUUUAACAGAAGAACCUACAACUGAAGUACCUAUGCCAGAAGCACACACUACUGUUACUUCGAUAGAGGUGCCCACAACGACAUUUAGUACGACAGAAGUGCCUUCAAGUGCAGUAACUAUGACAGAUGUACAUACUACUGUAGCUUCAACAGAGGUGCCCACAACAACAGUGCGUACACCAGAAGUGACUACAACUGCAGUAACUACAACGGACGUACAUAAUACUGCAGUAAAUACGACAGAAGUGCAUACUACUGUAAAUUCGAAAGAGGUGCAAACAACUUCAGUAAGUUCAUCAGAAGUACCUACAACUGCAGCAACUACGACAGAAGUACCUACAACGGCAGUAAAUACGACAGGAGAACCUACAACUGCAGUACCUAUAUCAGAAGUACAUACUACUGUAACUUCGAUAGAGGUGCCCACAACGAGAGUAAGUACGACAGAGGUGCCUACAACUGCAGUAACUAUGACAGACGUACCUAAAAUUGCAGUUAAUACGACAGAAGUACAUACUACUGUAACUUCGAUAGAGGUGCCCACGACGACAGUAUGUACGCCAGAAAAACCUACAACUGCAGUUACUGCAACAAAAGUACCUUCAACUGCAGUAUCUUCGACAGAAGUACCUAUAACUGCAGUUACUAUGACAGAAGUACCUACAAAUACAGUAAGUACAACAGAAGACAAUAUUACAGUAACUUCUACAAAAGUACUUACAACUUCAGUAAGUACAAUAGAAGUAUCUACAUCUUCAGUAACUACGACAGAAGUACCAACACUAGCAGUAACUUUAACAGAGGUACCUUCAACUGUAGUAACUACCACAGGAGUAUCUACAAAUUCAGUAAAGACAACAGAAGUAUCUACGACAGCAGUAACUCCGACAGAGGUACCUACGAUUGUAACUACAUCAGAGAUACCCAUAACUACAGUAUCAACGAUAGAAGUACCAACUACCAUAACUACAACUCCAAUUCCAGAUUGCGAAGCAGAAUGUGCUAAAAGAGGCGACGGUGUGUAUAUUCAUCCUAGCAAGGGUUGUUCCUGGUAUUGCCAAUGCCUUGACACCCAGUGGUGGGAAAGGCCUUGUCCUGAGUCGACAUGCUUCAAUGAAGACAUACGGGCGUGUGGACACGCUCCCUAA
Owenia fusiformis is the source of this 2952-nucleotide messenger RNA. Lineage: Eukaryota; Metazoa; Annelida; Polychaeta; Sabellida; Oweniidae. The record is from the annotation of a GenBank genome assembly.